AUGAAACUGUACUUGGAGCAAAAUGGAGAUAUAGCAGCAGAUCUGGACAUCACACUCUGGGUGGUUGUCCCCAAGAAGUAUCUUAUCAGAAGGCCACUAGCGAGUUUUGAACGACAGAGAUUUGUCAUCAACCAAGAUAGCCUGUCAAAGCUGAAGAUGCUCAACAAGUCUCUGCCUCAGUCCAAAUGUGUGGGAAAAUGUCGUCCUGGAUUUGUCAAGCGAGCUCGGGAAGGAGAGCCAGUUUGCUGCUAUGACUGUAUUCCUUGCCCAGAGGGGACCAUCUCCACUCAGGAAGAUGCCUUGAUGGACAUGCUUUCUACUGGGGAAGCCAAUGUUCCCAACUACAGCUGUGGAAGGAAGGAUCACAUUUUGGCUCUUGUUGAUGCAGCUACUUAUGACGUCUCCAUCCAGAUGUCAACGUUAGGAGACACCUACAAAGUCCCUCAGUGCCCAGAUGAUCAAUAUUCAACUGAGAACCGACUCCAAUGUAUCUCUAAACAAAUAACCUUCCUGUCCUAUGAGGAACAUCUGGCCAUUAUCUUGGUCUCUUUUGCCCUAGUCUUGUUUCUAACCACAGGCCUUGUUUUAAUCAUAUUCCUUAAAUAUCUGGAAACUCCUAUUGUCAAAGCCAACAACCGGGACCUCUCCUACAUCCUCCUCAUCUCCCUCAUGCUUUGUUUCUUGUCCUCCUUUUUCUUCAUUGGACAACCAAGGAAAAUCACCUGUCUUCUCCGACAAACAGUGUUCAGCAUUGUCUUCUCAGUAGCUGUGUCUUCCUUAUUGGCAAAAACGAUCACAGUGGUAUUGGCUUUCCUUGCCACAAAACCAGGAAACCAAAUGAAAAGAUGGUUGGGGAAGAGCUUGGCCAAUUCUGUUAUCCUUUCCUGUUCUGGUGUUCAAAUUUUCAUUUGUGCCCUUUGGAUAGGAGUUUCUCCCCCAUUCCCUGACUCUGACCUGCACUCCCAGCCUGGAGAGAGCAUCCUUCAGUGCAAUGAAGGUUCUGUCACCAUGUUUUAUGUUGUCCUUGGCUACAUGGGUUUCCUAGCUGCUGUUUGCUUCACAGUGGCUUUCCUAGCCAGGAACCUACCUGGGGCCUUCAAUGAAGCCAAGCUGAUCACCUUCAGCAUGCUGGUCUUCUGCAGCGUCUGGGUCUCCUUCCUGCCCACCUACCUGAGCACCAAAGGGAAAUACAUGGUGGCCGUGCAAGUCUUCUCUAUCUUGGCUUCUGGUGCUGGGUUGCUGGGUUGCAUCUUCUUCCCCAAGUGUUAUAUUAUUAUCCUGCGACCAGAGCUAAACACUAAGGAACAUUUAAUGAUUAAAAUAGGAAACUGA
Pantherophis guttatus is the source of this 1332-nucleotide messenger RNA. The record is from RefSeq and is a predicted model, not a curated record. NCBI's taxonomy places the organism in Eukaryota, Metazoa, Chordata, Lepidosauria, Squamata, Colubridae.